AUGCACACGACCCAGAAGGACACGACGUACACCAAGAUCUUCGUCGGGGGGCUGCCCUACCACACCACCGACGCCAGCCUGCGCAAGUACUUCGAGGUCUUCGGCGAGAUCGAGGAGGCGGUGGUCAUCACCGACCGGCAGACCGGCAAGUCCCGGGGCUACGGAUUUGUCACCAUGGCUGACCGAGCCGCUGCGGAAAGAGCCUGCAAGGAUCCCAACCCCAUCAUUGAUGGCAGGAAGGCCAAUGUGAAUCUGGCAUAUUUGGGAGCAAAACCAAGGAUCAUGCAACCAGGUUUUGCCUUUGGUGUUCAACAACUUCAUCCAGCCCUUAUACAAAGACCUUUUGGAAAUAAUGGCAAGUUGGCAAAGAGAUGCGAGGAGGAAGCCUGCACCACUAACCACAUACCACGCACCGGGUACUUCACAUUUAAUCCUCACGGCACCGUAAGAAUGUCGUUCCUAAACCUGUAUGCUUCAGGUCCUGUGCCGUUAAGAGCUGGCCUCUCGGUGAAAACCGAGAAGAGACGAAGGAGAAAAGGAAGUAAUGCCCGACACAGGAGUACAGCAGCUUGA
Hyaena hyaena (striped hyena) is the source of this 573-nucleotide messenger RNA. It is a transcript of the gene RBM24, whose product is annotated as RNA binding motif protein 24. NCBI's taxonomy places the organism in Eukaryota, Metazoa, Chordata, Mammalia, Carnivora, Hyaenidae. The coding region runs from base 1 to 573 and encodes 190 amino acids. Gene Ontology annotation, cellular component: cytosol. Gene Ontology annotation, molecular function: mRNA 3'-UTR binding. The record is from RefSeq and is a predicted model, not a curated record. The transcript has 5 exons.